Molecule: messenger RNA, 3736 nt
Organism: Labeo rohita (rohu)
Lineage: Eukaryota; Metazoa; Chordata; Actinopteri; Cypriniformes; Cyprinidae
Product: zinc finger protein 497
Exons: 9
Coding region: 202-2931 (909 amino acids)
Source: RefSeq, a predicted model, not a curated record
UCUCUCUCUCUCUCUCUCUCUCUCUGUAUACAAUAAAUAUAUUUUCCAAAAUGGUCUUGUAUUCGCAUUUCUAUUUAUUAUCCUCAAAUUACAUGUUCUUCUUCUUAAGGAUCUCGACGCUUUUAUUUUGAAUAUUUCAGACCGGAUGUGACGUCACGCACGCAGCCUAACCCUGUUCGUGAAGCCGUAACAACGUUCCCUAUGGACGAAGAAAACUGCGCUGAAAUCGCGAACACAGGCGUCGGGCUUCCUCUGGCGUCCCUGCGGCUGCUGGUUCCUCCGCUGCACCUGAUGUCUGCCUUCAUGUGGCAGGUGCUGCAGCAGAAGAGCGUGAUGCAUUAUGGGAAGCUGGAGGAGUUCGUUUCCAUGGUGACGGAGACGCUGCCGCAGCUGCUGGCGUACAGGCCGAGAGCGCAGCUGAUGCUGGGCCUGAGAGCCAGGAUGGUGUUGGAGUUGUGUCGUGCUCCGGCGAGCGUCAGAUCCAUGCAGCCCCACCUGGACAAAAUACAGAUUCCAGCAGCUCCGGCCGGACACCCGGGUCCUGACGCUGAUCUGAGAACAUCCGUCACUAAUUUCAAAGCUCUGGUUCUGGCGCUGCUGAAGGAUCCGGUGGAGAAAGCCUACUUCUUCCAGGAGGUGUUUCCGGUGGAGUAUGGGGCGCGGUUCGACACGGCGCUGAAGGAGCUGAUGUGGGAGCUGCUCUCCUGCCUGGAGAAACUGCUUCCUGUGCCCGACUUUAAAAAAACGCUGGCGUGGCUCAAUCCUGCUCCCGCUGGUCUGGAGGACUGUAUGCGGACCGACCCGAACGACCUGCACCUCCUCCUGCAGCAGCAUCAGCUGUUUGGAGGCGCAGAAACUCACAGCUGGCAGAAAGGCAAAGUGGGCGCUGUUCCUCGCUCCUCCGGCGACUGCAUCCUCUCCUCUCUGUCCGUCCCCCCGUCCGCACGCGUGACUCUCGCCGCAGAGCCGUUGCUGUACCACGUCCAGUCGUCGGCGGUGGCCAUCUUGAGUCCGGCCGCUCUGGGUCAGCUGGGCUCGGACACCAUCAUCGUCACAGACUACACGGAGGUGGAGCUCAGCAGCCAGGAGGAGUCGGUCGAGCUGAUGGAGAAGGUGGACGCUGACGGCGUGGAGGUGCUGCUCGUAGACCAGAGUCCUGUUGUGUCUGUAGAAGCUGCUGCGCUUUUCACUGACAAACCGACGCAAGGUGACGCUUCACGCGGAGCCGCGACAGCAACGUCCCAUAAUGAGACGCAGAAUGACAACGGCCUACAGGACGAAGUCUUGACGGAAGAAACCAACCAGCUGAACCCAAACGAUGAGAGAGACGGGGCUGAUGCAGGAAGUGACGCGUCUGCACCACAGGAAGCCAAAACAUCCGUAUCAGACGUUGACCAGAAACCGCCGCAGCGGAGAGGCAGAGGAAGGCCGAGAAAAAAUACAGAGACGACUGACCAAAAUGUCAUGGUAAAAACGCCACGCCGACGAGAACGACCCGCAUCGGUUAAACCGGAGAACGGCGCGGAGCAACGGAGUGCCGUCACAUCACACGGAGAUCGUAACGACGCCUCGGACGAGCCACCCAGCACACCCGAAACGCCUGCGAACGGAGCGGAAACCGCGGCGCCUUCCGCCGGCCCGUCUCGCGUGCGGAAGACCCGCAAAACCGAACCGCCGGCCGCCGACAACCCUCGCGCUCGGCACGCGUGCGACACCUGCGGCAGGAAGUUCACGCGCAGGUCCGACGUCCAGCGGCACCAGCUGACGCACACGGGCGAGCGUCCGUUCCACUGCGGCCAGUGCGAGAAGACGUUCCAGCACGCCUGGGAUCUGACCAAACACUGCCGCAAGACGCACGGCGAGGCCAGCUUCACCUGCCGCGUGUGCCGGAGCGCCUUCGCCAACCUGCGCGUCCUGACGGCGCACCACAAGAAGAGUCACGGCGGCGAGCUGCCGCACUACUGCUCCAUCUGCGGCGAGGCCAGUCCCACGCUCGGCGCGCUCGUGCAGCACCGCAAGACCCACAGCGCCACGCAGCAGUACCGCUGCGAACAGUGCGGCGAGGGCUUCGACACGCUGCUGCAGAGAUCCGUGCACCGGCAGAGCCACCGCAGGCGUCGCCAGUUCAAGUGCCCGCAGUGCGACAAGACCUUCACGCGCCGCACGGACGUCAAGAGACACCAGCUGAGCCACACGGGCGAGCGGCCGCAUCAAUGCUCCGUCUGCGGGAAGCGCUUCGGCCUCCGCGCGGGGCUCCAGAAGCACCUGGCGACGCACACCGGCGAGCGGCCGUUCCGGUGCCCGCACUGCGCCAAGAGCUUCACGCAGCCCUCCAUCCUGCGGCGGCACGAGCGCAUGCACACGGGCGAGCGGCCGUACCUCUGCUCGCAGUGCGGCAAGCGCUUCCUGUCGCUCGGCGAGCUCAUCAAGCACGACAAGACGCACGCGGACGAGCGGCCGCACUCGUGCCCGCAGUGCCACAAGGGCUUCAAGUUCAAACGAGCCCUGCGGGAGCACCUCCUGUCCCACAGCGGCGCACGGCCGUACCCCUGCGUCUACUGCGGCAAGAUGUUCGCCAAACCCUUCGCGCUCAACAGACACCACCUGAUCCACACGGGCGAGCGGCCGUUCUCCUGCGGCCACUGCGAGCGCACGUUCCUCACCUCCACCGAGCUGGCGCUGCACGAGCGCAUCCACACGGGAGAGCGGCCCUUCUGCUGCGCCGCGUGUCCCCGGAGGUUCCGCAGCUCGUCGGAGCUGGCCAGGCACCGGCGCAGUCACUCGCAGGAGCGGCCCUACAGCUGCGGCUACUGCCCCAAAGCGUACGCCAGCGCCGCCAAACUCAAGAGCCACACCAGGAUCCACACGGGCGAGAGCAAACCCAAACGCUCGGCCGUGACUGUCGCCGAAAUGAGCGUCACUUUAGAGUAAACGGUCGUUUGGUCUGGAACGAAAGCCUUCGUCGCCGGCUUGCGUGACGCCCGCGGAGUUUCUGCGUGGCUAGAGCUGCUUCUGCUGAUGCGACCGCGCUGUAUUCGACACGUUCGUCGUUGUGGACAACCAAAUUAAACUGUCGUUAGUUCUGAACUCAAGUACAGGUGCUAUAAUGUCCUUAAUGUGAAACCCGUCUGGCAUUGGCCAGUCAAACAGAUAGCCCCGCCCCAAACUCACCUCAUUGGAUGUGGGGCCGCUCAUACAAAACGUUCAAUAAAAGCCUGGCUUGAGCUCUAGAACUCUCUCCAACAGAUCAAGUUUAGCAGCAGUGAAGAUGAUUGUGUGGAAAAUGUCCACAAGGUGGCGCUCUCCACCAGAGGAGCUCAUAUACAGUCUGACUGUGAAAGGUGAAGGUGUGAAAGGUCUCUUCAUGCAGUUCAGAUGGAGCCGCAGGUGUUUUAUGUUCUUGAGACAUUCGUAUGUUUAUUUUAUCAUGCAUUUUUUUUUCAAAAGUCUAUUCAUUGGCGUUGUUUGAAUAUCAAAACAGAAGCAGGACACAAACAUGUAAAUAACACUAACAUGUAAAUAACACUAACAUGUAAACACAAAAGCACGUACUAAGAAGGUAAUUCACUGAGAAAUCAUCAGAUGAUCAUUCAUUUUGCUGAACUUGCUCUUUAUUUAUGUGGUUUCAGCCUCAGCCUCGCAUUGUACGUCGGGUUUCUUUGCUGUUUUGGAAACACGGAUACCAGCAGAAAGUGUGAAUGGGAAGGAAGGAAAUAAAAUGUGGUUUGCAGAACAA